ACUCCAUUUCCGCUUUCACUUGGCUUUUGUAAAAUUGGACACGUUUCUUUUAUUUUUUGACGUAUACUUUCUUUCAAAGAGGAGGAAUUGAUGCUACAUAUACAACAUUCAUACUAGGUUUAUUUAGAGAAAGUUUUGAAAGGAAUAUUGUGUACUUCUUGGAUUGAAAACUUCAAACAAAUUAAAAACUUCAAAAAUGAAUUUUUCAAAUUCAUUUUAUCCAGCUGCAGUGCUUGUAUUUAUAUCUAUCUGCUUUGGAACAUCUCUGGCUAAAAAGGCGGGCGAUUGUGAAGUAUGUGUGAAAUUUCUUGAAAGAUUUAUAGAGCAGCUGCCGGAUGACAAAAGAAAAUCCAUAGAAAAAAUAGAAGACAACUUUAGAAAAUUCUGUAAAAAUAAUGCAAGAGGAAAAGAUGAGCGAUUCUGCUACUAUAUCGGAGGUUCAGAAACUUCAGCCACUGGUCUCCUAAACUCAAUGUCAAAACCAGUCAGCUAUUACAUGCCUGCAGAAAAAAUAUGUGAAAAACUGAACUCUAAAGAUUCUCAAAUAUGUGAGCUGAAAUAUGAUAAGACCAUUGAUCUCUCAGAAGUUAAUUUCAAGAAAUUGAAAGUUAAAGACCUUAAGAAGAUUCUAUCAGACUGGAAUGACCAAUGUAAGGGAUGCACAGAGAAAUCAGACUUUAUUAGCAGGAUUGAAGAACUUAUGCCUAAAUUUGAUCCUGAAUCCCAUAAAAAGCGUCUAGCUAAACAAGAAUUAUAAUUUAUGAGCUGUUUAGGAAAUUUUCAUUCUAUUCAUCACCUUCCAUUGUAAUGCUCAUUUAUGAAUCAAAUGUACAAUGGCUGUUCAAAUGAUCCAGUUUUUUUGUAAACAGCCCUCGUGCAUUUGUGGUAAUGUUUGUGAAAAUAAAUCAAAGUCUCGAGUAUCUUUGGUUUACGAAUCAAAAUACAGUAAAACCUGUGUACAGUGAAUACCUAUAGAACAGAGAGGCAAUUUUGUACAGAAGUAAGUGGAGUCGAGUAUGUGCUGAGAAGGGGUGUUCACUAGACACAGGUGUUCACUAGAUAGGUGUUCACUAAGACAGGUUUCACUGUAUCACCUAUUAUAGUAAGUUUAUUUUUGAGCAUC
This is a messenger RNA of Owenia fusiformis, 1123 nucleotides long. Lineage: Eukaryota; Metazoa; Annelida; Polychaeta; Sabellida; Oweniidae. The record is from the annotation of a GenBank genome assembly.